UUUUGCUCCGAAUGAGCAUCACUCACUGAAGAGAUGCAAAAUCUUCUUCCCUUUGCGAGAGAUCUUUUUGACGCACUCACAUCAUAUAUUUGUGACACUCGGUGCGCACACAAGAGCAGCGAGUUACGCAUUACUUGGGCAUGAGGAGAGCUGAAUGCGCAACACAUCCGCAAUCAUUCUCAGCUUAUUCGUCGCGCGCCAAAUCCCGUCUGUCACACAUGAGGUGCUUUCUUUGCUGGCCGCGGCCGCCGCCGCCGCCGUCCACCGACUGAGUCCCCGCACCUGUCCCACUAGAUCGACGCCAAACGAUUCCGCACGCACGUGCUCACACGAAUGGCCUGUUCACACCUUCGGCUUUGCACUCCCACAAUAAUAUUAAACGGAGGGUCCAGUAUAGAACCAUGAAUUUAAUUCAAGUAGCCUUACGGAUGGAAUCACCUUGUAGGAAAAUCUGAUCAUUUAAUGUAACAAUUUGUCCCAUUCUAAUAUACAUAAAAUAUCUAAAGUGUGAUGUUAAUUGGAUAGAAAAGGUCUAGGAAAAAUUGGACUCUUUAGUCGUUGUAAAAUAGAUGAGCAGUAUCCCUUUUUUUGAUUGACCUUUAUUUUCCCCGCUUUAUUUUGAAUUGUAUUAUAUAUAAAGGAACUUUAGGGAGUGAAGUAAAUUAUUAAUUCUAAAUUUAGAAUGCCCUUGUUUUUAUCGUCAUUAGAUAAAUCCUCUCUGUUACUCUGCAGUUUUAAACAAAUUUGGCCACUUCAUUCUUAGCUUGGAAGUAGAUUGAGAAAUAUUUUUUGUUUAUAAAAUUUUCUAUACAAAAAAAUUGUAAUUGAAAUUAUAUUGACCAGAUGCAAAAAAAAAAUUACAAAUUAUGGAAAUGCGCAUAGCUUAUUUAGACUUUUUUAAGCCAUAUUCCUCUGCGAAUCUAACGAAUCUGAGCAAUUAUAACAUUGAAAACUAAUUAAAGUGAUUAAGAAUUAACUUUUGUGAGUUUAUGCUUGCGUUUAGAAAACUUAAUCUUGCAAUAUCGCUGUGAUAGCUUAUCAAGCCAAAUAUUAGUAACGCAUUGAAAUACUCUCAAUGAGUACAUGGAUAUAACGCAGUAGACGCGUUCAGCCCGUGGGGGCCGUGCGGCAACUACUUUACGUUUCCAAAUCUGGAGAAAAUGUCAUUGUCAAAGGAUCAAUUGUGUGCUGGAGCUCCCGUGAAAAACAAUAAUGUAGAUCUCAAACUCAACAUUGCCUUUCACCGCUAUUUUACAUUCCCCGUGGACUUUCGAAGAAAGUUUAGAGGUGACUUUGAGUCGUUGGCUGAGGCCGGUUUUUACUGUCUGCUCUCAAAUGGAGGAACUCAUGAGUUGCGGUGCCACUUUUGCGACCUGGUUAUCCAUGAAAGCGAAAUCCACAAUUGGACCAAAUUGGACAAGGACCAAAUCUUGAGUAGAAAAAGAUGUUCGAUACAUUCACAUGAUUCCAAAAACUUCCCUCUGAGCGUCAACCUCCGCAACUUCAAAUUCGAGUCGCACCGACUGUACUCGCUUUUGAAGAGAGAAGAUUGGAAUGUUUCUCCUGCAGACUUGGCCGCUGACGGAUUCUAUUAUACAGGACAUGGUGACAUCUGCCAUUGUGCUUUUUGCCGUGUGGAAAUUUACAAAUGGGAGCAACAAGACAACGUUCAUGAUCAGCAUGUACAAUGGAACAAGGAAUGCCCCUUUUUGAUAAACCCAGAAGGCGUCCAGAACAUCCCAAUCGGCAAGGAGAUUGUGGAUAUUGCACAGGACUCUAUUGGGGAGAAAAAAACUGGCGCGGAGGCCUAUCAACCCGAUCAUGAUCAGCAAGGAUAUCAACUAGAGGGACAGGGACAACCUGCCACUGACCAAGUUAUCAACGGACAACCUGCGGCUGUUCAGCUUGUGGAGGGACAAGGACAACCUGCAGAUUUUCAACCUGUGCAGGGAGAAUAUGCAGAUGUCCAAGCUUUUGAGGGACCUCCAGCUAAGCUACGAAUUAUUGAUGAACCACAAAACAAUCAACAUGAUCACAAUGAAAAUAACUGAACUGCAUUGCAUUAUACAUAUUUUACGUUGCUUCGUUGUUAUUGCAUGUAAUAUCACUUAUGACACAAUAAGAGAGAGAAAUAAUGAUAAAUUAAUAAAUUAUUUCAUCUAAUGCAAAUUGAGGGCUGUGGUUUUUAAUUUUUAUCUUUUUGUCUAUGUAUGCACUUAUUUUUUUAUUAUUAUUUUUAAUUAUUUUACCUUUUACUAAAAGUUUGAAGUGUUUUUAUUAUAUAAUUAAAAUUCAGGCAGAGGUUGAUGUUAAACUAUGAAAACUGACAGUUAAAGAACAAUCUGCCAUUGUGAUGAAUUGUUAGUUUUGGAACGAAAAUUAAUUGAAAAUGAUUGACUUAAUAACUUUACAGAUAAUACUCUAGAAUUUUAAUAUGGAGUGCAAAAUAAAAUAAUUUCAAGAAUUGAUUGGAUUGUAAUCAACUAAUCAACUUCCUCUGAUUGUGAGACUAUUUUUCAUAUUGUUCCAAAGAAAGAAAAUGAGGCU
Messenger RNA from Neocloeon triangulifer, 2547 nucleotides. Its product is annotated as baculoviral IAP repeat-containing protein 2-like. The record is from RefSeq and is a predicted model, not a curated record. The transcript is spliced from 3 exons. Gene Ontology annotation, cellular component: cytoplasm; nucleus. NCBI's taxonomy places the organism in Eukaryota, Metazoa, Arthropoda, Insecta, Ephemeroptera, Baetidae. The coding region runs from base 1161 to 2051 and encodes 296 amino acids.